GGCACCGCCUCCUGUGGGCGGUACUUGGAUCGCGAGCUGCUGGAUGGGAUAGUUAUGUAUAUGGUGUUUGAUAUCAAUGUCAAUAGUUGCACAAAAUUUACCUCUCUCUCACCGACAGUAGAAUGAAAUGUUUUACUGAACGUCAGAAAAUGCUGGAACUACGCAGCCGCUUAUGAAGCUUCCAGCGUUUAUUUCACAAUGGCAAACAAGACAUUGAUUAUAUCGGCUCCAGGGAAGGUGAUAUUGCAUGGAGAACAUGCUGUGGUUCAUGGAAAGGUGGCUCUGGCAGUCAGCUUAAACUUGAAAACAUAUCUCCGACUGCAACCAUGUCCUGAUCAAAAAGUGCAAUUAAACUUACCAAAUAUUAACGUCCAUCUUAGUUGGAAACCUGCUGCCCUCCAGUUUCUGCAGUCAGCAAUUGGUGUGACUGAUGUGCUGACCCCAAAGGCUCCAAACCAGGAACAAAUGGAUCAAUUGAGACGAUUUGCAGGAAUUCCAGAAGGCUCGACAGAUACAGAGAGCCUCAGUAUCCUCUGCUUCCUUUACCUUUAUGGUGCUAUCUCCACCAGAAAUGGGCAGGUGCCAAACAUGGACAUUCUGAUUUGGUCUGAACUUCCAAUAGGAGCUGGCUUGGGAUCUAGUGCUGCAUAUUGUGUAUGUCUGGCAGCAGCUCUUUUAUCAGCCAGUGGGGCCAUUACCUGGCCAGUUCCACAGGACUACAACAGUACCAGGUGGAGUGAAGAUGAACUGGAGCUGAUUAACAAAUGGGCAUUUCAAGGAGAGAAAUUGAUCCAUGGAAAUCCAUCUGGUGUGGAUAAUGCUGUGGGAACAUGGGGUAACAUUUAUUUAUUGUAUUAAAAUCAGAAUAUUUUA
This is a messenger RNA of Chiloscyllium plagiosum (whitespotted bambooshark), 873 nucleotides long. Lineage: Eukaryota; Metazoa; Chordata; Chondrichthyes; Orectolobiformes; Hemiscylliidae. The record is from RefSeq and is a predicted model, not a curated record.